ACAACUACUUUUCUAACCUGCACAAGUCGAUAGCCAAUUCCGAGGGCGAAGAUGUCGAAAAUAAAGUAUAUCGGGAGGACCACUGAUUUCAAGGGGAAGACACUAUGGGAAAUUGUUGGAAAUUUAAAGGACUUCGGCGUGGGCAGAGUUAUCGCGCGUAGCAUGUUCGAACGCUACCCAGAACCCUGUUUCAUGAGAAUUCUCAAAGUACAGGCACUUCCCAAUGAGGACCCUAGGAAAGUGCGCGUUACCGUCGAGAAAACAUUCCGUGGACGGACGCUCCCCCGACCGACUGAAAUCUGCAGCACCUCAUACAAAGCUGACUACAAACUCAUACCGAAGUCAGAGGAGGAACAAUAUUGCAAGAUCACGUCCGCCAUGCAAGAAAGAAUCCUCCCAUCCACCAUAGAUUUUCCCCCGCUACUAAAGGAGUUUAUCGUCGAAGAAACCGGGAAUCAGAACCCGGUUUUGAACAUUCACUUCAAGGAGAGGCUGAACAAAUACUGUCGCAUAGCAAAGGAAGGCGAGACGCCCAACGUGAAAGUUACGAUGGGGCUUGGAACGCCCGCUAGCCCAAAAUUGUAUGAGAAUGUAAAGUUGUAGAAUCUAAGAAGUCGCUUAAAGAAAAAUAGAGAUUUAGAAGUAAAA
This is a messenger RNA of Hermetia illucens (black soldier fly), 648 nucleotides long. RefSeq lists its product as uncharacterized. Lineage: Eukaryota; Metazoa; Arthropoda; Insecta; Diptera; Stratiomyidae. The record is from RefSeq and is a predicted model, not a curated record. Gene Ontology annotation, biological process: mitochondrial translation. The transcript has 2 exons. Gene Ontology annotation, molecular function: structural constituent of ribosome. The coding region runs from base 52 to 603 and encodes 183 amino acids. Gene Ontology annotation, cellular component: mitochondrion; mitochondrial small ribosomal subunit.